UAUGGUAAGAUAUUUAAUGAACAAAACUUUUGUUGGAACUAAAUACUCUGACAUACAAUAUAAUAAUUUGAUUUUGCUGUAGUUAUUUGAACAUUAUGCAGUUACCACUCUAUUGGAUUUCAACAUAUCUUUCCUUUUUCUGUCUCAAUGCUUAAUUCAAGUCUCCAUUCCUAUCCACUGCAUUAAUGAAUACAGAACUUCUUGUAUUUAAUUUUAUGUUUAAAUGUGCUUAUGUGUUUCCCAAGUCACUCACCCAACUUUCUUCACUUCUUGCAGUUGAAUUUGAGGCAACCUGCUAACAAUAUUUAAAAUUCUUAGUGUUUCUCAGGCUAUUAUUAAUUUUUACAUAAUUUUAUGCAUACUUGAAUGAGAUAUGCUAUUAAACAUAUGGAGCUUUAAUAUUUCACUUGAUAUUAUCAGUGACAGAAAAGAUGGCCCUCGUAUCAAAAGUCCUGAGUUUAACCAACUUACCACAUGUGGGAUCUUGGUUAGGUGACCUCCCACGGCAUCAACUGAUUCCAUUAUCAACUAUCUUGCAGUUAACAUCAAGUACAAUAACAUUAUCGAAAUACAGUUGCUAUUGGUAUUGGUUUCAGUGUCUCUAACACUGGGAAUCAACUCGAGGAUAAGUAUGUGUGUAAACUCUGACACUCAUGUAGAGAGCAGACUGAAGAGAAGACUGAGCACAUAUGUUUUGUCUACUUACCACCUGGUAAUAGCUCCCUCUUUACUCUUGGAAUAAAAUACAAGUACUUACAUUUCUUCUGGGUUUUACUCUUCUCUUCUCUGUAGCUCUUGAGACACUAGAAUCUGGUACACUGUCUUUUAUUACCUAAAUUAUAGAUGCUUUACUCUUGCAGGCUCUUCUCCAUCACCUGUUACACUCCUGAUGCUUAGCAGUCCACAUUAAAUGUCAACAUUUUGGGGAGAAUUUUCAUGACUACUCCCCAUUCGGUUCUGUGCACUCAGCAUGUUUCCUAUGUUAUACAUUUCACACAGUUUGAGCAUGUUUAAAAUCUGUGCCCCAUUAGUGGUGAAACUAUAUGAAGUCUAUAGAUCUUACCUUCCUACCAUUAUUUGUGUAACUUCUAGGAAUUAAAUUAUUAUCUAUGGCAAUAAGUUAAUACAGGCUAAACUAAUAACUAUUAAAUUUCUGUGAAAGGAGAGGAAACAUUUUUAAAUACUUCAGGAGCAUGAAAAUAUGAAAAAACUGUGCAUUUCAGUCACCUGACGUCAGUUGUAUGUCACCACCCUGGCUUUUCAGAGUGUCUCUCUUGUAAGUUUUACAAAAAUUGGAAAAUGAAGAAAACUACAAAAAUGAGAGACAGGCAUUUUAUCACUUAAAACAAGUAUUUAAAAUUUUGUAGGUAGUACUUAUUGGCGAGGGUACUCAAGCAUGUGUGUACUUGUAAUGUAAAUAAGGACUCUUCUUAGAGACAGCUAAUUCCAUUUGGUGUAUUAUACUUGCCUAGUUUUUGUUCAACUUGUGUGGCACGAGGAACCCUCUCAAUAGGGUCAAGUAGGUUUGAUAAUGGGGUGGGGAACCGUCCUAAAUCAAAACCAGUAACAAAAUCCAACACUUUUUCUAAGAAUUUGAAACUGAAAAUGAACACAUGGUGGCGCUGUUGACUAAAAAGACGAAUUAAGACAGUGCACACUCCAUGCUGAAAGAAGAGCGAUCGGGGCGAUAACACAAGGGUCGCAGGAAAAUCUGAAUCUCUGGAAAACACUAAUUGUUAGACUAUCUCCAAAAGACGUUGCCUUUCACAGAGAAAUAUAAGGCUCCUUUUGGUGACAAAGCCCUUGGAAAAUCACCACGGAGAUGGAGACCAGAGACGAGUACUUUCUUAAACAAAGGCAAGUCUUGCUUUUCUUUGUUUUUCUAGGUGGGUCUCUGGCUGGGUCCGGGUCUAGGCGCUAUUCUGUGGCCGAGGAAAAGGAGAAGGGCUUCUUAAUAGCCAAUCUAGCGAAGGAUCUGGGGCUCGGGGUAGAAGAACUGGCUGAAAGGAGAGCUCAGGCUAUCUCCAAAGGGAACAUACAGUAUUUUCACCUCAGCCACCAGACCGGAGACUUGCUUUUGGUUGAGAAAUUGGACCGGGAGGAGCUGUGCGGUCCCACAGAGCCUUGUGUGCUGCACUUUCAGAUAUUGCUGCAUAACCCUUUGCAGAUUAUUACAAAUGAGCUCGAGAUCAUAGAUGUAAAUGACAAUGCCCCAGAGUUCUUUGAGAAUGCAAUGCAACUCAAAGUCCUGGAAAGCUCCCCACCCGGGACAAUAAUUCCCUUGGGAAAUGCUGUGGACCUGGAUGUGGGAAGAAACGGACUCCAGAACUACACGGUCUCUCCCAAGUCCCAUUUCCACGUUCGCACCCGCCUCCGUAGGGAUGGCAGGAAGCACCCAGAACUAGUGCUAGACAGACCUCUGGAUCGGGAGGAGCAGCCAGAGCUCAGUAUAACCCUCACAGCCCUGGAUGGAGGAUCCCCACCACAGUCUGGCACUGCCCAGGUCCACAUUCUGGUCUUAGACAUAAACGACAACGCCCCAGAAUUUACACAGUCACUCUAUGAGGUUAAAAUUCUAGAGAAGAGCCCUGUUGACUCUGUCAUUAUCACAGUCUCAGCUUCUGAUUUAGAUACAGGAAAUUUUGGUGCAAUAUCGUAUGCGUUCUUCCAUGCGUCUGAAGAAAUUCUCAGAACUUUUCAACUAAAUCCCAUUACUGGUGAUAUACAGCUGGUUAAGGGUUUGGAUUAUGAAACAAUUAGUACAUACGAAGUUGACAUAGAGGCCAAGGAUGGCGGAGGCCUUUCAGGAAAAUGUACAGUCCUAGUUCAGGUAGUUGACAUGAACGAUAAUCCACCAGAACUGACUUUGACAUCAGUUAACAGUCCUAUCCCUGAGAAUUCGGCAGAGAUUGUAGUGGCUGUUUUCACUGUUGCUGAUUUAGACUCUGAAGAUAAUGGAAGAGUGGCCUGUUCCAUCCAGAACGAUCUCCCCUUCAUCAUGAAACCAUCUGUAGAGAACUUCUACACUAUAGUGUCUGAGGGGGCUCUGGACAGAGAGAGCACAGCUGAGUACAACAUCACCAUCACAGCCACCGACCUGGGCACACCCAGGCUCACAACCCAGCACACCAUAACAGUGCAGGUGUCUGACGUCAACGACAACGCCCCCACCUUCACACAAACCUCCUACACCCUGUUUGUCCAGGAGAACAACAGCCCUGCCCUGCACAUAGGCACCAUCAGCGCCACAGACUCAGACUCAGGCUCCAAUGCCCGCAUCACCUACUCGCUGCUGCCAGCCCACGACCCACAGCUGGCCCUGGACUCGCUCAUCUCCAUCAAUGCCGACAACGGGCAGCUGUUCGCGCUCAGAGCGCUGGACUAUGAGGCCCUGCAGACCUUCGAGUUCCGCGUGGGCGCCACAGACCAAGGCUCGCCUGCUCUCAGCAGUCAGGCUCUGGUGCGCGUGCUCGUGCUGGAUGCCAACGACAAUGCUCCCUUCGUGCUCUACCCGCUGCAGAACGCAUCUGCGCCCUGCACAGAGCUGCUGCCCAGGGCGGCGGAGCCAGGAUACCUGGUCACCAAGGUGGUGGCUGUGGACCGCGACUCUGGUCAGAACGCCUGGCUGUCGUUCCAGCUGCUCAAGGCCACUGAGCCAGGGCUGUUCAGCGUGUGGGCUCACAAUGGCGAGGUGCGCACCUCCAGGCUGCUGAGUGAGCGCGAUGCUCCCAAGCACAGGCUGCUGCUGCUGGUCAAGGACAAUGGCGACCCUCCCAGGUCUGCCAGUGUCACUCUGCAUGUGCUGCUGGUGGAUGGCUUCUCUCAGCCCUACCUGCCUCUGCCCGAGGUGACGCACGAAGGCGCACAGGAGGAUGACUUGCUCACACUGUAUCUGGUCAUCGCCUUGGCGUCUGUGUCUUCGCUCUUCCUCUUGUCUGUGCUGCUGUUCGUGGGGGUGAGGCUGUGCAGGCAGGGCCGGGCGGCCUCUCUGGGUGGCUGCUCUGUGCCUGAGGGACACUUUCCUGGCCACCUGGUGGAUGUCAGCGGUGCAGGGACUCUUUCCCAGAGCUACCAGUAUGAGGUGUUUCUGACGGGAGACUCUGGGACGGGUGAGUUCAAAUUCCUGAAUCCGGUGAUACCGAACCUGUUCAUGGAGGAAUCUGACAAAAGAAUUAAGGAAAGUCCCCAGUGCAGGAGUAGCUUUGUAGUCCGCUAAGUAUUGUAAAUGGUUCAUCAUCUCUCAGUUUUGGUAAACUUCUCAUUUUAAUUAUUCACUUAAGAAGUUGUACUACCUAAUAUUUUUUAACCAGUAAUUCAACCUAUGGUAUCCCAAAUAGCUAUAAACUUGCUACUCUUUUAUUAAUACCAAUUUUACUUAGAAUGUUGAAUUUGUGCCCAUUUUAUAUGCAUUUUCUCCAUAUUCGGGCAUCUCUUGGUGAUUAUUGUCAUAACAGUUAAGGAAUAAUGUCUUCAUGACAUUUUGAAGCUUUUCAAUGCACUUAAGAAAAAUUAUAGUUGUAUUUGUGGCACCUAUCUUUACCAUACAACUUUAUGGACUUUUAGGCUACAUUGCUUAGAAUUCUUUAUGAGCCCUCAGGUUUUUGGGGUUAAGCAAUCUGCAUAGCUGUAAAAGCCAGCACACACCUUUCUCUUAAAUUAUAUGUAAAUUCAUAUUUUAUUAAAGCAUCACUGUGUGGAAGUUGUGCCUUGUCCUGUUGUGAACACUGUGUAUCCUAGAUAUUGUUAUGUGCCAUCAAUGCUAGAGUUAAACUUCUCAAAAACUAUACAAUAAAAAUUAAGGAGAAAAUAUCA
Mesocricetus auratus (golden hamster) is the source of this 4812-nucleotide messenger RNA. RefSeq names its product protocadherin beta-3-like. The record is from RefSeq and is a predicted model, not a curated record. Bases 1823 to 4216 code for a protein of 797 amino acids. NCBI's taxonomy places the organism in Eukaryota, Metazoa, Chordata, Mammalia, Rodentia, Cricetidae. Gene Ontology annotation, cellular component: plasma membrane. Gene Ontology annotation, biological process: homophilic cell-cell adhesion. The transcript has a single exon. Gene Ontology annotation, molecular function: calcium ion binding.